GUCACGGUGCCCAUGAGGACGAUGGAAGCGGUGAUCAUCGUCAUGUCAUUAUGGGCAUUCAUUCUCGGGAUCAAGGCCGAAAUCGGCGGUCCCUUCCUCCGAGAACAAAUUCGGAACUACUAAAACAUGCAGUAGCGAUGAAUUUACUUCCCACUCCUUCACACAAUUCUUCAAGCGUACAAAACACCGGUCUCGGUCCAGGUGAGACGUGGGCCCGUAUCUCCAUUGUGCAAGGUGCAUCUUAUUCGCUAAACCUGCUCCAAGAGUUGAUUAACGCUACACUUGGCACACAACUUCGUUUCUACAAUGUAUGUGUUGAAGUUCAAAAUGUGGUCAUGUAUGCGAAAAUCCGCCAGAAACAAGAAAUUCAAUUUCGAAAACUGUUGCAAUCUUUGCGCGAUCCGAUCACGGGUAAAGAUCAGCUAGUAACUGACUUGACCACCGUCCCGGAACCCCGUGUACCAAGUUGCCCAUCCAAUUCCACAGUCCUAAAUAUCGGCUCUCUGUUUCCUGAUUCGUGGAUGGAGGCGCUACGUGCUUGCUUCCGGGAACGAUUUCAACCAACCACACGCAGUCUGGACUUGUCCAGUUUACAUACGGAACCCACCUUGCUCAGUCAGGGUCUUUACUUGCCUUUGAACCGGACGUCCAUUGUACACGCUAUGAUCAGUAUCCUCAAAAAUAACGGGGCACAGGUGGGUCCCCAUUUCAGUUGUGCUUUAAGUCUCACUGGUGUUCUCUCUCGUGCAUUACUGGACAUUCUGUCAGUUUUCACUUGCCUCUGUCUAAUUUUAUUUAUUCUCGAGAUGCUCUGGUCUGUUUGCAGAACUUUGUGCUACCUGUGGUGUCCGAAAAUCGAGACAAAAAGUGCGAGCAGCAGCAACAGUACUUGA
Messenger RNA from Echinostoma caproni, 893 nucleotides. The record is from the annotation of a GenBank genome assembly. Lineage: Eukaryota; Metazoa; Platyhelminthes; Trematoda; Plagiorchiida; Echinostomatidae.